CUGACUCUCAUCUCUCUCUGUCUCUAAUCUUUUUGAUGUUCAUUGAGUUUUUCUCUUUAUUUCCUUUCUAGUACACAAAAUCUUUCUUAUUCCUGAACGUUUUUGCUAAAUUUAGUAAACAAAGAUUUUGUCAGAGGGUUUAGGGUUUAUCAAUCACCCUACACAGAAAACACACACAAAACAAAUCAAGUUUCAUUUACCAAAGCUCUAUUACAACUUUCCUAAAAAGGAAACCUUAAAUACUUCUCUCACACACCAACAGUUUAGUACGAUUCUCAGAAUUUUUCUUACAUCAAUUUUGUUUUCUUUUACCUAAUUAAGAGCUAAACCACCUCCUCACGUCCACCAGUUAUCAGAACACCACAGAGAAAUGUCGUCUUGUCUAAGCGGCGGCGGCACCGCCACCUAUACUUUGGAGUUGAAAAAGAUGAAAUCUCCACCGUCAUCACACAACACUCCUUCACCGUCAUCUACAAUCUCCGAAUCCAACUCUCCUCCGUUCACAAUCUCCACAAGAAGGCCAAGAACUCGGCGUAAACGUCCUAACCAAACUUACAACGAAGCGGCUGCUCUUCUUUCCACCGCAUACCCAAACAUCUUCUCCUCCAAGAGAAAAACUCCAUCAGAUACUCUGUUUCUCGAGACUAAAUCUCCUCUCAGUGAAGCUUCCGAGUUGCUUCUGCCGUUUGAGUUAAUCGAGGAGGAGACAGGUUUCUUGUUCAAUCCCGCGAUACAGACCAAACCGUAUCAGUUCUUGGAGCAGAAUCGGUCUGAGGAAGAUUUUGACACAGGAUGCAUUCUUGGUGAGGAGAUUGAACAAGGGAUAGAUAGUUUUAUGGGGAGCAAUGAAUCUAAUGAUGGAGAAUGUAUGAAGAUGCCUUGGUACACAAGCUUUGAAUCCGCGGGAGAGUUUCCUUUAGGGCUAGGAUUAAAGAACUCUCUCAUGGAAGACAAAGAUGAUGGGAGUUUGUGUAGAUAUCUUACAGUGGAACUCGAACAUAUCUCUCCGAGGAUUCAGACCACCGCAGAACUAGCUGAUGAAGGUAGAUCCGACGCGACGGUGGUUGUAUUAAAGAAAAAGAGGACGAAGAAGAGGAAGAAGAAAGUGGUUGAGGCCUCGGAAUCAAAGAGCGUUGAAGAUUUGAAGACGGAGAAGAGAGUGAGUACGUUUUUGAAGCUUGACUAUGAUAGGGUUUUAGAGGCUUGGUCCGAUAAGGAGUCUCCUUUUUCUGAUGAGUUUCUUGGCUCGCACGCUACCGGUAUAGACAUUCAUGCAAUGUUGGGUGAGAUAGAUUUGUUUGGAGAAAAUGGAAUGAGAGAAGCUAGUGUGUUAAGGUAUAAAGAGAAACGAAUGAAUCGACUCUUCUCAAACUCCAAACAAAUUCGAUAUCAAGUUCGCAAACUCAGUGCCGAUCAACGACCCCGUAUGAAGGGACGAUUUGUGAGACGGUCCAACAUAUUAAGUGGGUUACGAUUAUGAGAAGAAGAAGAGUUGGAAUCUCUUUUAUUUAAUAAUCAAUUUUUUCUUUAUCUGGCUUCUGCUGAAGACUGAAGAGUUUAAAAUACGGACCAACCUUGUUCAGAACGAGCCUACGGUGGUUGCCUUGCUGUACUAUUUUUCCUCCAUGUAAUACACUUAUUGUGUCCGCGUUCUUGAUCGUUGAUAACCGGUGAGCAAUCACCAACGUUGUUCGGUUUGUAAUUAACCGAUCCAAUGCUUGCUGCACCUAAUAUUCAGUCAUAUCAUAUAUUAUAAACCC
Eruca vesicaria subsp. sativa (arugula) is the source of this 1760-nucleotide messenger RNA. Lineage: Eukaryota; Viridiplantae; Streptophyta; Magnoliopsida; Brassicales; Brassicaceae. The record is from the annotation of a GenBank genome assembly.